Babjeviella inositovora NRRL Y-12698 is the source of this 2042-nucleotide messenger RNA. RefSeq lists its product as uncharacterized. Bases 306 to 1928 code for a protein of 540 amino acids. Lineage: Eukaryota; Fungi; Ascomycota; Pichiomycetes; Serinales. The transcript has a single exon. The record is from RefSeq and is a predicted model, not a curated record.
CUAACACAUAAUUAAACGAGUAGUAGGACUGCAUAAGCUUGAAAAGGUAAAGGAAAACGCGUUUUAGUAGUUUUGCCCAGAGUUUCUCUCCGAGAAUUCCACGAGUUAGACGAAUAUUUUGCCAAAUCUUUUCAGACCGUUGGAUAUGCUGUAGGACCAUAGCUCUAGCCAAUGAAGGAAAUGACGCUGAUUUGGAGCGAUUUUCUAUAUAAAUUGUCCUUACUUCCGUAGUUUACACUAUUUUACGUUUUUUAUAUUAUGUUUAUUCACCCUCGUUUUUAUCCAUAAACUAUAUACAAGCCGAAAUGAAGUACCUUAUCUCGUUGUUCGCUUUAGCCUUGGUAUCACAGGUUAGCUCUAAUGCUGUUCCAGAUGCCUUGCCAGUUGCCUUUGCCGCCGCCGCUGCUUCUUACCAAUGCCACUCCUACUGUGGGAAUGCAAUUGUUAAAGCUAGACUCUGUGAGUCUGGUACCGGAUACGACACCGACUGUUUGUGUGCAGCCAAUUCCCCCUUCAGCGGAUUGAUCUACGAUUGCUUAGACUGUGCCUGGUGCUUGUGGAGUGACUACGGCAAGUUCUUGGAAGCUCCUUUGGCCGCUUGUAACUUGCCUAGCCUCCCUACCGGUACUGAAUGCGCUCCAAGUGCCACCGUUGCGCCAACCUCUGCUAAAACCAGUUCCGAAACGACAUCCCAAGUCACUGUUGAGCCACCAACUACUGAGACGACAUCUCAAGCUACCGUUGAUCCAUCAACUACUGAAGCGACAUCUCAAGCUACUGUUGAGCCAUCAACUACUGAAGCGACAUCUCAAGUUACCGUUGAGCCAUCAGCUAUUAAAACGAGUUCUGAAAUCACUGUCGAGCCAUCAACCAUUGAAAUAAGCUCUGAAGUCACCACCGAGCCAUCAACUACUGAAGCCGCUGCUGAGACAUCUAUUACUGAAACAUCCUCCGAAUCUAGUUCUGCUAGCGUGGUUACUGAACACACAUCCAGCAAAUCGGCUAGUGAAGCAGAUACUUCCUUCGCAUCUUCUAGUGAAUCAGAAGCUUCCUUUACUGCCGCUAGUGAAUCCGCUAAUGAGUCAGACGCUUCCUCCACUGUUGCUAGUGAAUCGGCCAGUGAAUCAGAUGCUUCCUCCAUUGCUGCUAGCGAGUCCGCUAGUGAGUUAGAUGCUUCCUCUACAUCUUCCAGUGAAUCAGACGUCAGUUCCUCUGCUAUUAGUGAAUCGGCCUAUGAAUCCGUUAGUGAGACAGAUGCCUCCUCCACUACUGCUAGUGAAUCAGCCAGUGAAUCCGCUAAUGGAUCAGAAGUUUCUUCUACUGCUGCUGGCGAAUCAGGUGCGGCCUCCACUGUUGUUAGUGAGCUGGCCAAUGUAUCUGGCGCCAUUUCUACUAGAACUGGUCACCCACUCACUACUACCAUCACGACUUCUUGCACUACAUCUACUGAAUCUGGAGCUAAAUCUACUGGUGGUGCAGGGUCUGGUAACGGUUCUACCAGUGCCGGAUCUGGUAAUGGUUCUACAGGUGCUGGGUCCUGUAAUGGUUCUACUGGUGCCGGAUCUGGUAAUGGUUCUACAGGUGCUGGAUCUGGUAAUAGUUCUACUGGUACUGGAUCUGGUAAUGGUUCUACUGGUGCUGGAUCUGGUAAUAGUUCUACCGGUUCUGGGUCUAGUAACGGUUCUACCGGUGCUGGAUCUGGUAAUGGUUCCACCGGUGUUGGAUCUGGUAAUGGUUCUACUGGUGCUGGAUCUGGUAAUGGUUCUACUGGUGCUGGAUCUGGUAACGGCUCCACUGGUGCUGGAUCGGGUGCCGCCUCUACCGUGUCGUCUUCCACUACUCCAGAAGUGGCCACGUACACUGGUGCUGGAUCUACUCAGAAAGUGGGUGUUUCCAUUUUGGCUGCUAUUGCUGUAUUGUUGAUCUAGAUGUACCAGAAGGAAAUACUGGAUAUUUCAGAUACUGAUAUACAUUUCUUAUAGAUUUGCAGCUAGCUGCAAAAAUCACUGUUUUUUUUGUUAGUUUCGACAAUAACCGGAGCG